GCAGCCCCCCCGGCCCCCCCUUGCCACCCCCCCGGCCCUGCCGCGACGUCAGGCCGUGACUCAGCCGCGGGAUGAGGCCCCGCGCCGCCCUGGCCCUUCAUAAGUCAGCAGAACCGCCGGCAGCUCCACAGCGCCCGACACCAUGGCCGCCCUCGGCCUCCUCCUCCUCCUCGGCACCGCUGCAGUGGCCCUGAAUCCCCAGCACUCCGUGAUACGGGAGCAACUGAUCCAGCAGUCCCAUGAGAUCCCGCAGCUGCAGCAGGAGGAGCAGGACUUACAGCUGCCCCCCGACGUCAUCGCAGCAGCGGGGGCCGAUGACAUCCCGUACCCACGGGCGCCGUCACCCACCUCCACCUUGGGCAGCAUCCUGGAGGGUUUCCCCCCCGCCUGGCCUCUGCCCGACGCCCUCAACCGCUACUGCAGCAGCCCCUCGCUGAUGCCCCGUGCCCCCCGGCCCUCGCUGCCCCCCGCUGCCUUCGCCCACCUCCGCAGGCAGGUGGCUGCGCUCGACAGCUUCUGGCCUCGCCUCGACCGCUGCUGCCAGCACCAUGCCCCGCUGCCCUGCGCCCGGCACGUGUGGACCGAUGUCCUGGACACCUUCUGUGAGGAUGAAUUUGGGGUGAAAACGCGCCAGUUCCACUGCUGCCACCGGCACGGGGCUGCACGGCGCCGCUGCUUCGCCGACUCCACCGUGGCCGCCACCGAGAUCACUGAGAUCACCGAGAUCACGGUCUGGGAGCCGGUGGCCGUGCCAUCCUUCCCACCCGGCGAGCCCACCGCCGCCAACAUGGAGAACAUCUGCCGCCUGCGGGGGCUGCGGCCCAGCCCCAGAGGCCUCCCCGGGGCCCGCGCGCGGUUCCACAGCCGCCUGGAGCGCGACUUCGGCCGCUGCUGCCACAACAGCAGUCUGGAGUGCGCCCACGCUGCCUGGCAGAAGGGGUUGGAGCGUUUCUGCCGCGAGGAGGGGGCCGUGAAGACGCGGCAGCACCGCUGCUGCAAGAGGGGAGUGGGCCAUGCCCGGAGCCGCUGCUUCGCCACCGCCGCCCCCCACCCCGCCUACGACCAAGAAGUGCACAACAUCAGCCUGGCCCGGCCCGGCCCCGCCAUGCUGCGCACCCUCUGUGGACCCAUCCGGCUGCUCAGCAAGCGGUGGGUGCUGAGGGGGGGGUGCCCUGAACACGGGAUGGCAGCCCCUGGGACCCCUCCAUGCGUCCCUGGGAAUAACAACCCCCCCAAAUCCCUUAAACCAUCUGGGACCCUCCCUUCCACCUCCUUGGCAUCCCUGGGCCUGUCACCUCCCCAGCAUCCCAAAGCCUCCAGAACAUCCCCCCCAUCUCCCCAGCCACUUACAGCCCCUGUUCCCUACAGCCUCCCCGCCUGA
This is a messenger RNA of Numida meleagris (helmeted guineafowl), 1381 nucleotides long. It is a transcript of the gene ECM1, whose product is annotated as extracellular matrix protein 1. Lineage: Eukaryota; Metazoa; Chordata; Aves; Galliformes; Numididae. The record is from RefSeq and is a predicted model, not a curated record. Gene Ontology annotation, cellular component: extracellular region. Bases 143 to 1381 code for a protein of 412 amino acids. Gene Ontology annotation, biological process: regulation of bone mineralization; signal transduction. The transcript is spliced from 6 exons.